UUCUAGUUAAGAAUAAUGUAAACGCGAACGCGUCGCGUCGGUUGGUUAUCGCUUACGUUCAUUAAAAAAAAUUAAAGAGGCAAAAGUUUCAGACGAGUCUUUAUUAGAAAUGCGUGCUUUUAAUUAAGUUUGAAAAAUGGCAAACUUUGCUGGGGUUUUGGUUGUUUUAUUGGUGUUUGCUCUAGAUAACAGUCCGAAUACGUUUGCCCACUGUACUUCGUAUCAUAAUUUCAGAGAAGAACCAGUGACGCCUUAUCAAUAUGGCGGAUAUAAUUACUACCAUCCACCACCAGCACCACCACCAAUACCAUACAUCAAUAAACCUCCCAAGUAUACCCAAGAAAACGCUACAAUUAAUACAAUCGUAGACUUGGAAUAUGUGGAAGAAGACCCCAUGUACCCUUAUGACGCAAUUAGGGACUUUCUGAACAAAAAUCAUCUUUUGAAGCAGUACUUUGCUGGAAGAACCGAAAUAACCCCAGCACAUUCCUAUAGUGCUGAUUUUGACUUAGUUCCACGAGGUGGUGUGCCCGAAGAUUCAUACGAGACCCUUUGUAGGAUAAAAAAUUAUAAAGUGUUACAUCCGAAGAGGCUGAAAAACGUCAAUAACGAAUGGAAAACUAUCAUUAAUAUUCAGAACGAGUACGAGCAAGGAGUGGAGCUAAAAGUUUGCGUUGGAGAAAAUAAAGCAUGCCCUCAUAUGGACUCACUCCCUUUUGCAAUAUCCACCUACUGUUUCCAAGAUUACAUAACCAAAGAAUUGAUGGUAUAUAACAGCACCAGAAGCUUUGAUUUAUUUAGAUUUCCCUCCUGUUGCGUAUGUAAAAUAAAAAAAAACGUAUAAAUUU
Molecule: messenger RNA, 848 nt
Organism: Anthonomus grandis grandis
Lineage: Eukaryota; Metazoa; Arthropoda; Insecta; Coleoptera; Curculionidae
Exons: 5
Coding region: 137-844 (235 amino acids)
Biological process (GO): regulation of Toll signaling pathway; innate immune response; central nervous system formation
Cellular component (GO): extracellular region
Molecular function (GO): growth factor activity; Toll binding
Source: RefSeq, a predicted model, not a curated record